Molecule: messenger RNA, 3032 nt
Organism: Drosophila bipectinata
Lineage: Eukaryota; Metazoa; Arthropoda; Insecta; Diptera; Drosophilidae
Gene: Parg
Product: Poly(ADP-ribose) glycohydrolase
Biological process (GO): ATP generation from poly-ADP-D-ribose; nucleotide-sugar metabolic process; regulation of DNA repair
Cellular component (GO): cytoplasm; nucleus
Molecular function (GO): poly(ADP-ribose) glycohydrolase activity
Source: RefSeq, a predicted model, not a curated record
GUCUGUGGUCACACUGGCCCGCCGCAGUUUGCAAUUUUGUAGUUGGCGAAACAUAGAAACAAAAACCAGAACAACACCAAGCGCGUGCUGCACAAUUCUGCGGACAUUCGGCGAGGUCUUCCGGUCGUCGGCGUUCAGUUCCAGAUUUUUGGCGUCGCUGACCCGCAAGCCGGGCGAGUUGGUUUGGAGAAGGAGGGACAAGAUGUCAGAGCCACCGGAUGGCGGCAACAGAAAAGCUGAGGAGAAGACGGAGAACAAAUCAGAAAAUCCUUCCGAGUCCGAUGGGGAUAGGAGCUCCACAUGCUCUCCGGAGCAAACGUGGCGCGGGCAGCCGAUAGAAGCCAUACAUCGGGGACUGCACCUCUUUCAGCUGGAGCACCUGGGCCCGGUGACGCCCAGCAAUCAUCACAGAGUUCUCUACCAAACACCCAUCCGCGAGCCGCCGGAUCAGCCGCCGCGCCCGCACAAGGCUCCUGGCAAAUGGGACUCGGAGCAUGUUCGCUUGCCGUGCGCCCCGGAGAGUAAAUAUCCGCGGGAAAAUGACGACGGCACCACCACUAUCGAUUCUCGUUGGGAGAUGAUCGAACGCGCCCUGCUCCAGCCCAUAGAAACCAGCGAGGAGCUCCAGGCAGCCAUUCUGUCGUAUAAUACCACCUACCGGGGCCAGUGGGAGUUCCGGGCGCUGCAUCAGUUGCUGGAGGAGGAGCUGGACGAGAGCGAGUCGCGGGUGUUCUUUGAGGAUCUGUUGCCGCGCAUUAUACGGCUGGCGCUGCGCCUGCCGGACUUGAUUCAGGCCCCGGUCCCGCUGCUCAAGCAGCAUCACACGGCGUCGUUGUCGUUGAGCCAGCAGCAGAUCGCCUGCCUCCUGGCCAAUGCCUUCCUAUGCACCUUUCCACGCCGGAAUACCCUCAAGCGGAAGUCGGAGUACAGCACUUUUCCAGAUAUUAACUUUAACAGACUCUAUCAGUCCUCGGGCCCGGCCGUGCUGGAGAAGCUCAAAUGCAUUAUGCACUAUUUCCGUAGGGUCUGUCCCACGGAGAGGGACGCCAGCAACGUGCCCUCGGGCUGCGUGACAUUUGUGCGGCGUAGUGGGAAGCCGGAGCACCAGGUGGACUGGAGCCAGAGCGCCGCGCCGCUAGGAUCUGUGCCCCUGCACGUGGACGCAGCGGGAACGAUCGAGGACGAAGGCGUGGGACUGCUACAGGUGGACUUUGCCAACAAAUACCUUGGCGGAGGUGUGCUGGGUCACGGUUGUGUCCAGGAGGAGAUCCGGUUCGUCAUAUGUCCGGAGCUGCUGGUGGGGAAACUCUUCACGGAAUGCUUGCGACCCUUCGAGGCCCUGAUCAUGUUUGGAGCGGAGCGCUAUAGCAACUAUACGGGCUAUGCUGGAACGUUUGCCUGGGCGGGCAACUACGAGGAUGCCACGCCCAGGGACUCCUCGCGUCGUCGUCAAACGUCAAUAGUGGCCAUUGAUGCUCUGCGCUUUGCCCAGGCCGAGCACCAGUACCGCGAGGACUUGAUGGAGCGGGAGCUGAACAAGGCGUACAUUGGAUUCGUUCACUGGAUGGUCACGCCGCCGCCGGGAGUGGCUACGGGCAACUGGGGCUGUGGCGCCUUCGGCGGUGACCCCUACCUGAAGGCCGUUCUCCAGCUGAUGGUCUGUGCCCAGCUGGGCAGGCCCCUGGCCUACUACACCUUCGGCAACUGCCAGCUGAGAGAUGACUUCCACGAGAUGUGGCAGUUCUUUAGGAGCUCCAACGCCACCGUCCAGCAGGUUUGGAGUGUUCUGAGGAGCUACGUGCAGGCGAGGGAUCAGAAAAAGAGCAAGCCGAGCAAAAUGAGGCUCUACGAGUUCAUAAAGGAGGAAUUAAAAAAGGGUGGAGCUGCCGGAGGGGGCGCCCCUGGAGGGUCGGUAUCUGCAGCGGCAGGAGCGACUGCAGCUGCUUCCGGAUCCCAGGCAACGCGUACCAAGAAACAGAAAACCAGUCCAUCAGCAGCGAGUAACCAACCAAGUCACCAAGCCAGCAGUAACCAACAGAGUCCAGACAUUUUCGCUUCCCAAUCGUCGCAGGACAACUCCAACUCUUCGCAGGAUCAAGUUGCCCUGCUGCUGUCCGACGACGAGGAGGCCAAUGCCAUGAUGAUGGCCGCCAGUUUGGAGGCGAAAGCCAGCGACGAACUAGGAACGCCGGCCAAAGCCACCAACGUGAAAGGCGGAGGAGCAACUGCGGGAUCGGGGGCGGGCGGAACUCGCCAGCUGACACUCCUGGAAAUGCUGGACACGCACUACGAACAGGGUCAGGCCUCCAAGCGGCCGCGCCCCUCGCCCAACUGCCCGAAGGCCGGCGGCCAGGGGCCCGCGAAGAGUCGCAAGGAGAACGACGAGGAUGUGGAGGCCAGUGGCAAGUAGCGGCAGGAUCCAAGCACUCGGAAUCAGGACUAAGUGAUACUAAUGUAAAGGAUUUUAACUAAAGUAGUGCGACGACGAGAGAGGGGGCUGUUAGUCCUUGAAGUUGUUAAUUAUUUUUGAAUUUCCAAACUUACCACUUUAGAGAAUUAGUUUUAAUAUUUUUUUUUUUGGAUUUAAAUCUAGUUACAAUUGUUAAAAAUAAAAACUGUAACUACCAAAGAAGGACUUUUUUUUUCAUAAACAAAGGUACUAACUAAGUAUAAUUGUUGUAACAUAAGUUAAGCUCAAAUAUUAGAUCUAUAAUCUAUAUAGCUUCGAAUCUUAUAUUCCCAGACUUAUAAAUGGAGUUUGCUGUCAUUAUCAAUGUGCGUUGAUUAAACAAUAUAUUAAAAUAAUAUAUAAACCAAAAGAUUAUGAAAGGAUUAUAGUUAUAAUCUGUGAUGAGAAUUUGGAAAACUCUAUCGAAGAGAAUGUUACGAAAGGACCCCCUGCUUUUGUCUUCCUCUCUCGUUGUUUUAGAUUCUAGUAUCUAGAUCAUAGUCUGUAGUAGAAACCAACUCCCACAUAGUGUAAAGAAAGCGUAGUCAUACCGUUAGUAAAGAGUUUCUUUUUUUUGUGUGAA